This is a messenger RNA of Parathielavia appendiculata, 861 nucleotides long. RefSeq names its product kinase-like protein. The record is from RefSeq and is a predicted model, not a curated record. Gene Ontology annotation, biological process: protein phosphorylation. The transcript has a single exon. Gene Ontology annotation, cellular component: EKC/KEOPS complex; nucleus; cytosol. NCBI's taxonomy places the organism in Eukaryota, Fungi, Ascomycota, Sordariomycetes, Sordariales, Chaetomiaceae. Gene Ontology annotation, molecular function: protein serine/threonine kinase activity; ATP binding. The coding region runs from base 1 to 861 and encodes 286 amino acids.
AUGGCGACCGCCCAAACCGAAUUCCCCCCGCCAAAGGUCCUCACGUACCCCGCGUCAGCCCCGCCAACGCUAAUCACCCAGGGCGCCGAAGGCCGCCUUUACAAGACGACGCACCUGCUCCCCGACCGGCCGUGCGCGCUCAAAUACCGCCCGCCAAAACCUUACCGGCACCCAAUACUCGAUGCCCGCCUGACCAAGGCGCGCCUCUCGUCCGAGGCAAAGGUCCUCGAGAGGUGCCGGCGCGAGGGCGUGCCUGUCCCGGCCGUGUACGCCAUGGACCCGGCCGCGGGGUGGAUGAUGAUGGAGUGGAUCGAGGGGAUACCCGUGCGGAUGGGCAUCAACGAGUGGCUUGGUGAGAGGUCUGACGGCGAAGAAGAAGAGGGAGCAGCGGCGGCGGUGGAAACGGACUCUGCUCGACAAGAAGAAGCGGACGAGACGACGACGACGCCGCUCGUUGACCUGAUGAAGAGGAUCGGCGCGGCGGUGGGCGCGCUGCACCGGACCGGGGUGGUACACGGGGACUUGACGACGAGCAACAUGAUGCUUAGGCCGCCGCCGAGUCAAGGCGGUCAGGUCGACGGGGGCACUGCUGGGGAAGAGAAGGAGGACAAGGCCAAGGUGCUCGAGGGGGAUGUGGUGCUGAUCGAUUUUGGGCUUGCGACGCAGAGCAUGUCAGACGAGGACCGGGCCGUGGAUCUCUACGUUCUGGAGAGGGCGUUUGCCAGCACCCACCCAAGGGCCGAGAGGCUCUUUGCUACUGUUCUCGCAUCGUACAAGGACACGUUCAAGAAGGCAUCCUCAGUGUUAGUCAAACUGGCGGACGUGAGGAUGCGCGGGCGGAAGAGGAGUAUGCUAGGAUAG